AUGCAGUACAACUUGGUACGGUGUCUGAAACAGUCGAACUUGGAAGUCAAAAUGAAUCCUCUGCGCAGCCUUUGCCUGCUGGCCUGCCUUGUGGCAGUGGCCAUGGCUGGACCCCAGUCCGGUGGCCGUUCCAACUCCCUGGACAGUGUGCAGCAGCCCAGCAAUUGGGUGAGCCCCCGGGAAAUCGAGGAUCUGCCGGCGCUGAACCAGGUUACCCUGAAGAAGCUGCAGGAGAUGAGCCUGGAGGAGGGUGCCACACUGCUGGACAAGCUCUACCAUUUGUCCCAGUUCAACCGGGUCUUCAAGCCCGACUAUACACCCGAGCCCAGCCAGAUCAAGGGCUACAUUGUGGGCGAACGCGGCCAGAAGAUCGAGUUCAACUUGAACAGCCUGGUGGAGACGGUGAAGCGCCAGCAGAAGUUCGGCGAUGACGAGGUCACCAUUUUCAUCCAGGGCCUGCCCCAGAGCAACUCGCAGGUGCACAAGGCCACCAGGAAGCUGGUGAAUGCCUAUCAGCAGCGCUACAACCUCCAGCCCUAUCCCACCACCGAUUCCUCAUCCGAGGAGCAGCAUCAGAAGAGCAGCAGCGAGGAGCAGCAGCAAUCGCACGGCAGGAAGCAGAACGGUGAACAAGAUGAUACCAAAACUGGUGACCUCAUUGUCAUCCAGCUGGGCGAUGCCAUCGAGAACUUCGAACAGUACGCCACCCUGAACAUUGAGCGCCUGGGCGAGAUUGUGGGCAACCGUCUCGUUGAGCUGACCAAUGCUGUGAAUGUGCCCCAGGAGAUCAUCCAUCUGAUUGGCUCCGGACCGGCUGCCCAUGUGGCCGGCGUGGCUGGACGGCAGUUCACCCGCCAGACGGGACACAAGUUGCGCCGCAUCACCGCCCUCGACGCCUCGAAAAUCUAUGGCAAGCCGGAGCAGAAGCUGACUGGUUUGGCUCGUGGCGAUGCUGACUUUGUGGACGCCAUUCACACCUCGGCCUACGGCAUGGGCACCGGCGAGCGACUGGCCAACGUGGACUUCUAUCCCAAUGGACCCUCGACCGGAGUGCCCGGUGCCGACAAUGUGGUGGAGGCGGCCAUGCGUGCCACCCGCUACUUCGCGGAGUCAGUGCGUCCGGGUAACGAGCGGAACUUCCCCGCCGUGGCCGCCAGCUCGUACCAGGAGUACAAGCAGAACAAGGGCUAUGGCAAGCGGGCCUACAUGGGCAUUGCCACCGACUUUGAUCUGCAGGGCGACUACAUGCUGCAGGUGAACUCCAAGAGCCCCUUCGGUCGCAGCACUCCCGCCCAGACCCAGUCCGGCUACCACCAGGUGCAUCAGCCAUGGAGGCAGUCCUCUGCCUCCGCCGCCAGUCAGGCAAACCGCCACCACUAGAACUAGAACUAGUUCGCUAGUGUUGGCUAGAUGACAACCAGAUCGCACACCCCUCACGCGAGCGAACCACUUAGCCCAUCCCCAUCCAGCGCAGAGCUGCACCACCACACCAUCCACUAUCUGUAAUACGCUUCGUUUUUUAAUUCACAAAAUAAAAAAACCUUUGCAUUUUUAAAAUAA
Molecule: messenger RNA, 1560 nt
Organism: Drosophila elegans
Lineage: Eukaryota; Metazoa; Arthropoda; Insecta; Diptera; Drosophilidae
Gene: Yp2
Product: vitellogenin-2
Exons: 2
Coding region: 1-1380 (459 amino acids)
Molecular function (GO): lipase activity
Source: RefSeq, a predicted model, not a curated record